This is a messenger RNA of Sphaeroforma arctica JP610, 456 nucleotides long. RefSeq lists its product as hypothetical. Bases 106 to 456 code for a protein of 116 amino acids. The transcript has a single exon. The record is from RefSeq and is a predicted model, not a curated record. NCBI's taxonomy places the organism in Eukaryota, Ichthyosporea, Ichthyophonida.
AGACAUCCAGUUAUAUGCUAGCACAAUCUACUGUUUCAUACUUGCGUCGCAUCAACUCCACACUCAAACAAAGUUUAUAAUCUGCAUGCAUAAAACUCAGCAAUCAUGUCUGAUUUAAACAACUUCGUAUCCGGUACCGAAAUUGAUCGUAAACGAGAAGAGACCAAAGCAUACCUGAAAGAACAACUCCGAGAAGCUGAAGAUGAAUAUAGGCGUAAAGAAGCCUACAAACAGAGACACAAAGACAGGGGAAAUGAUACGUGGUUGGCACCGGGAGUGUUGGAGAAGUUGGGUAAACAGGAAGAGAAAGAUAGACACAAUAUAGGGGAAACAAGUAGUAAAAGUGCUAAGAAAAACAGGGACAAGGAUUAUAAAAAGGAUGACGAGAAGAGGAAGAGACGGGAGCGGGAUGCAGAGAAAAAGCACAAGCACGAUCGCAAGGUAGGGUUUGGGUAA